CCUUUUUCGGGCUCACGGCGAAGCCUUUGCCGUGCCGUAGGCUUUGAGACGUGUCUCCUGAAAUCGUACGUGGAAGGGACCUCUGUCGUACUGAAAUCGUACUUUCAGCAAUGCUCGCCGGAUUGUAUAUAUACACGUAGAAGUUCCAUUCUGCCAAGUGCCAACCACUCGAUCCUGCUCCCUCUAUCCAUUCCAGUGGCUCGUUGCCACCUUUCGCGUUUCGCCCAUGGCCACGAAGCUCCAAUGGCUGCCCGCGCUCCUGCUCCUCCUCCUCUUCCCCAUCUUCCUCGUCGGCGGCCUCAAAACCCCCAAAGAAGCCGCCUCCGGCGCCCACAACCCUGUCGUGCUGUUGCCGGGGAACACCUGCAGCCAGAUCGAGGCCCGCCUCACCGACGCCUACGACCCGCCGUCCCCGCGCUGCGCCGCGGCCGGCAACGACAACGCCCGUUGGUCCCGCCUAUGGAAGAACACCACUGCCCCGGAGCCCGACGCCCCGUGCUUCGCCGACCAGCUCCGCCUCGUCUACGACCACGCCGCCGACGACUACCGCAACCCCCCGGGCGUCCUCACCCGCGCUCUCUCCUUCGGCUCCACCCGCGGCUUCCUCUCCGACACCCCCGCCGACAAUUUGUUUAUUAGGGAACUGUGCAUGGGGAGGCUAGUGGAGGCGCUGGAGCGAGCAGGGUACGUCGACGGCGAGACACUCUUCGGCGCGCCGUACGACUUCCGCCACGCGGCGGCACCGCCGGGGAAACCCAACAGGGAGUUCUCCAGGUUCCGACGCAGGCUAAGGACGCUAGUAGAGCACGCGAGCAGGAAGAACGGAGACAAGCCGGUCGUCCUCGUGUCGCACAGCCAGGGCGGCUACUUCGCGCUCGAGUUCCUCAACCGGACCCCGCAACCGUGGCGCACGCGGCUCGUGAAGGACCUGGUGCUGGCUUCCACGGGCGCCGGCGGGUUCGUGCUCUCCAUGCAGGGCCUCGCCACCUCCAACAACGCUAACAGCAGCAGAAGCACUGCUUCUUCGCCUGCCAACGUGCUGAAGCAGAGACAAGUGAGCACGAGCUUCGCGAGCGUGUUCACGGCGCUGCCAUCGCCCACGGUGUUCGGCCCCGACACGCCGCUGGUGGUGACUCCAUCAAAGAGCUACGCGGCGCGGGACAUGGCGGAGUUCCUCGCGGCCGUGGCCGGGUUCACGCCGGAGGCCGUGCGGCGCUACGAGACCCGGGCGCUCCCCGUGGCGCUGCGCUUCGGGGCGCCCCUGGUGCCCGUGACCUGCAUCAAUGGCGUCGGCGUGCCGACGGUGGAGAAGCUCGUGUAUGGCCGGGGUGAUGGCACGGGACCGGAAGUGGAGUACGGCGAUGGUGACGGGGUCGUCAACUUGGCGAGCAUUCUGGCGCUUGACGACGUGAUCGGUGGGGAUCCCAGGCAGGAGGAGUACAAGUCUGUCAAGAUCGCUAAUAUGUCUCACCUCGGCGUUGUCUCGGAUGCUCUCGCCCUCGAGGUUUUGGUCGGUGAAAUUCUCGGACAACCCCGCGCCGUGCUUAUGUCGCGGGUGAUGUAGCUGGCAUUUUACCAGGCCGGUCCCGGCGUUUCUGUCCACUUAAUAUCAAAUGCGCCAAAAAAUUAUUAUCA
Messenger RNA from Brachypodium distachyon (stiff brome), 1635 nucleotides. Its product is annotated as lecithin-cholesterol acyltransferase-like 1. The transcript is spliced from 2 exons. Bases 227 to 1564 code for a protein of 445 amino acids. Gene Ontology annotation, biological process: lipid metabolic process. The record is from RefSeq and is a predicted model, not a curated record. NCBI's taxonomy places the organism in Eukaryota, Viridiplantae, Streptophyta, Magnoliopsida, Poales, Poaceae.